CAGCGCAUUGCAUUGCCCUUUGCAAGGGGAUGUUGCACAGAGCAAUACCUCUUGCAGGGUGUGGCACAGGGGCGUUGCACAGGGCAUCUUGUGAGCAUCGCAUGGGGAUGUCGCGUGUGACAUCGCAUGGGACAAUGCCUAGAGCUUGGACAGGGCGUUGCAUGGGGAAGUGGCAUGGGGAAGUUGUGUGGAGCUUUGCAUGGGAGCUUUGCAUGGGAGCAUUGCACAGAACAUUGCGUGGGGACAUUGCACAGGGUAGGGAAAAGGGGCUCGCCCACUACUGACCCCAUCCCCAACCCUGCUCCAGCGCAGCCCCAAGUCCGCAUCAUCCCUGCGGAGACGGGGAAUGCCCGUGUGCCCGUGCGCCUCAGCUGCCACAUCUGGGGCUUCUACCCCCCCGAGGUGACCGUCAUCUGGCUGCGCAACGGGGACAUCGUGGAGCCCGACGACUACAACCCCAUCUCCGCCAUCCCCAAUGGCGACUGGAGCUACCAGACGCAGGUCCCGGACUGAUGCCGGAGGUGACGAUACUGGUGGCGGUGGCCACCGUGCUGAUGGUGCUGGGACUUGGCUUAUUUCUCGCCGGCGUCUACCGCUUCAGGGCCAGGCCUCC
Molecule: messenger RNA, 613 nt
Organism: Anas platyrhynchos (mallard)
Lineage: Eukaryota; Metazoa; Chordata; Aves; Anseriformes; Anatidae
Source: RefSeq, a predicted model, not a curated record